AUGCUGUGUACGUGUUGCUUCAAUCAGCCAAGCGACUUCUGCGAUCAUCUGACAUGCAAAAACGGCGAGCCGGAGUUCAGCUCAUCGAAUACAAGUUGCGUUUGUCAUCACAAUCCUGCGGAUUAUCCAUAUCAUAUAUGCAAAUCGCUCUAUACCCGAAAUAGUCCUACCUAUACCGAGUCGUCCCAAGCACUGCGAAAUUCUGCCAUGGACAGGGAGCGGAGGCACAAAAACUCGUUCUCAUUCCUUGGUCUGACUAUUCCAUCCUCGAUCUUCACGUACAUCGUCAUAGGUCUCCUUAUUGGGGCAAUUUUACUGACGGCGAUAAUUCUGGUGGUCGGAAACCGGAGGAGGCAAAAACGACGCGAGGAUAAUAAUACUCGUCAAAGACAGACUGCUCACGAAGCCCUGCUGAUGCAGCGAGCCGAUGACGAUCGAUAUCUACCCUCUGUGUGA
Molecule: messenger RNA, 456 nt
Organism: Cylicostephanus goldi
Lineage: Eukaryota; Metazoa; Nematoda; Chromadorea; Rhabditida; Strongylidae
Source: the annotation of a GenBank genome assembly